AUGGCUGCGGUCAGUUCAUGUAACUACAGGCAUGAAAGUGGCUAUGUAAGCAGGUACAUAAGAGCAUUACUAUUAGGCGUGCCAGACCCCAUCGCUGUGCUAUAUGCAUAUUUGCCUUGUUUUCUUGCUCACUACUAUAGUAACUAUACAGUAAGUAUAAGGAAAAGAUAUACUUCUGACCCAUCCAUCCAUCCCAGAUACACAAGACAGCCUCGGUAA
Molecule: messenger RNA, 219 nt
Organism: Aspergillus niger
Lineage: Eukaryota; Fungi; Ascomycota; Eurotiomycetes; Eurotiales; Aspergillaceae
Exons: 4
Coding region: 1-219 (72 amino acids)
Source: RefSeq, a predicted model, not a curated record